This is a messenger RNA of Rhodofomes roseus, 2160 nucleotides long. RefSeq names its product cytochrome P450 monooxygenase. NCBI's taxonomy places the organism in Eukaryota, Fungi, Basidiomycota, Agaricomycetes, Polyporales, Fomitopsidaceae. The coding region runs from base 208 to 1965 and encodes 585 amino acids. The record is from RefSeq and is a predicted model, not a curated record. Gene Ontology annotation, molecular function: iron ion binding; heme binding; oxidoreductase activity, acting on paired donors, with incorporation or reduction of molecular oxygen. The transcript has 14 exons.
CGCUGUCAACACCAUUCUUACGAAUUUGUCAGGUCGGAGCUGUGGCGGGCUACUAGUAAGGGUCCUUCUCCUGGCAGGCACCCGGUGACCGCGCAAAAAAGGGAUACGGCGGCGCAUUGGUGGCCGGUGUGUUGGUCGGAGCCCUUCAGCUCUCGUUUUGACAGUGUGGCGCGGCGCAAUUUAAUUGCAAGGCCAUGUUAUCUCACGAUGCAUGUCAAGUAUCUGUCGAAAUUCUCGGAAGUGAGCUCGAUGCGGGCUUCUCGAACGCAUAAUGCAUGGCGCGUGUCAAGCCAGGUUGGAGAGCGUUCAGGCACUGCAAUGUCGAGCGAACGACAUCGUGGUGCCGGCAAUGAUAUAAGAACUUGCGAGGGGUGUUCUCCCCAGCCGCACGUCUCUCAUUGGACAUCGAUGGCUAUGUUCCAAGUUCUGUCUUCCUAUACACUCAUCGCGCCAUUCUUCUUGUUUGUCAUCAUCUACUCGCUUGGUCGGCGAAAUUCUCGCCGUCUGCCGCCGGGACCCUAUGGUUUCCCGCUCGUUGGCAACGUGCGUGAAACGCCGUUCGAACACCCAGAGUAUACGUUUGCGUCGUGGGCAAAGAAAUACGGCGACCUGAUCUACAAUGAGUUCUUCGGUCACCGCACGGUCAUCAUCAACUCGCAGAAGAUAGCGCAGGAGCUGCUCGAGAAACGUGGCGCGAAGUACUCGAGCAGGCCGCGUAUGACGAUGCUCGCAGAGAUGCUGGGCUGGAACCCCACGCUCACGCUAUUGCCAUACAAGGCGGAGAGCCGCCGCAAACAGCGCAAGUGGAUCCAUGGCACGUUCGGCGAGAAGAAGUCGGUGCAGGGCUUUGAGGGCCUGAAGAAACGGGAGACGUACAUCUUCGUGUUGGGCCUGAUGGAGACACCCGACGACUACGGUUUGCAUGUCAAGCGGUUCCUCGCAGCGCUUGUCCUUGAGUCCGUCUAUGGGCACCGGAUUACGUCCCUUGACGAUGAGUAUGUGACCAUGAUGGACAGUGCGAUGGAGGCUACGACCACGACGGGUGCGGCAGGAGGAACACUGGUGGACAUGCUACCGUUCCUGAAGCAUAUGCCCGCUUGGAUGCCUGGCGCAGGGUGGAAGCGAGCCGCGUUGCGCGCGAGGAAGCUUGUCUGGCAAGGUCACCAUCUUCCAUACCGCAUGGCGCGAGAGGCGAUCGAGUCGGGUGGCGCACCACCAUCAUUAUUGUCUACCCUGAUGGGAGAUUCAACCAAGACAGGGCAGUUUGAACAAGAGGAGAAUGAUAUCAUCUAUACAACAGGGGUGAUCUAUGCCGCUGCGACGGAUACGACGAAAGCGGCCCUACUGACGUUCAUCUUGGCGAUGACCCUUCAUCCCGAGGUUGGCAGGAAGAUGCAAGAAGAGAUAGACCGAGUCAUUGGGAAGCAUAGGCUACCGACUAUCGAGGACAGGCCAGAUCUACCCUAUGUUGACAGCGUCCUGAAGGAGACCUACCGCUGGCACGCGCCCCUCCCACUAGGAAUCCCACACUACAUCACAGAAGACGAUGAAUACGAAGGCUAUCAGUUGCCUCAAGAUACCACUAUCAUGGCAAACAUGUGGGCGAUAUGCAGAGACGAGCGCGUAUGGAACGACCCCACAGCAUUCCGCCCGGAGCGCUUCCUUGAGCUGGAUCCCUCCGAAGCCGAAGCCCUGGACCCCCGCCACGUCGUCUUCGGAUACGGACGCAGGCAAUGCCCCGGUCGCCUAUUUGCAGACACAGCGCUGUUCCUGGUCAUAGCCACCAUGGCGGCGACGCUGGACAUCCGCAAGGCUCGUGAUGCGGAGGGGAAGGAGAUCAUCCCGGAGGUCUCGUGGCUUCCUGCUUUUAUCAGCCCUCCAGAGGAUUUCGUCUGUGCAAUUGCGCCGCGUUCGUCGUCGGCGAAGACCUCUGUUGCGGAUGCUUUGGCUGGCGCAUCCGCAUGAGCCCAUUCGUAUGCCGUCGUGAGAUGCUUCUUGCAAUGUACAUUACCAUACCUUCUGCAGACUUCAUUGGCCGAGGGUGCUGAUGGGUAACAUACGACGUACUGCUGGACAUUGAGAUGUUUACCAACCAUCUGGUGCCACAAUGCAACCAUGAAGAGUAAUCACUAGUUGACGCGGAGCUUGUGGAAAUGUAUU